UGGCGCCAAAAUGUUCCCGCCGAAAAGCCAAGGUCCUGGCGCUCAAGCGCCCAAGCCGUGACGGUCUUUGGGGAUUGUGCAGUACUGCAGACAAGUUAUCCGCUUGCGAGUGGCCAUGGAGUGCGUUGUGAAUGGGUUGCAUCAAGAGAACAACAGAGAUACAAAAGAUGUGUUCUGGACUUGGCGGCGCUUCUUGCUGGCCGGCAAGGGUAUCGAUCGUAAUUUAUGUGUUGUGUUGUGUUCGACACCUUUUGGUACAAUGUCGCACCUCUUGAUGCACUACGCUACUGCAGAGCACCACCAGAGAGCCCAUCGAUUGCAGAGAUGCGAUCCUGCGUCGAUCGUUCGAACGAGAUCAAGCCGAAAGUUGGUUCCAGGCACAGGCAUGAUUCGCAUACGUAGAUGCCGUGGAUAUUUACCUACAUUCACAUGACAUUGGUUCUCGCGAAGUGGGUUUAAGGCAAGCAUCGCCCGCAACGUAGAAAAUGUCGCCUGCGCGACGCUGAGGCGUUUCCCGAAGUUCGAAACUAGAUGGUUAUGACGCUGCUGGCUACGUAGGAC
Messenger RNA from Tilletiaria anomala UBC 951, 561 nucleotides. RefSeq lists its product as uncharacterized. The transcript has a single exon. NCBI's taxonomy places the organism in Eukaryota, Fungi, Basidiomycota, Exobasidiomycetes, Georgefischeriales, Tilletiariaceae. The record is from RefSeq and is a predicted model, not a curated record. Bases 116 to 433 code for a protein of 105 amino acids.